Molecule: messenger RNA, 1887 nt
Organism: Pseudophryne corroboree (corroboree frog)
Lineage: Eukaryota; Metazoa; Chordata; Amphibia; Anura; Myobatrachidae
Gene: BHLHE23
Product: basic helix-loop-helix family member e23
Exons: 1
Coding region: 846-1541 (231 amino acids)
Biological process (GO): positive regulation of transcription by RNA polymerase II; axon development; sensory organ development
Cellular component (GO): nucleus
Molecular function (GO): protein dimerization activity; E-box binding; DNA-binding transcription factor activity, RNA polymerase II-specific
Source: RefSeq, a predicted model, not a curated record
UGAGCUCCUUCCACACCAGGGUACAGCGCACUGCUAGGUCGUUACAGAUUGGCAAGGGUUGUGCUGCAUUUUGGGACUAGAUGCAGGGCAGUGUGACAGGGCAUGAGACUGGCAGAUAUAGAUCAAUGGGACGAUUCUGAGCCUGUCAGAGGCUUGGCAAUGGUGGCACAUAUCUUGUGUCUCUGGAAGGGACACAGAUGUGUGAGCCAGACAGGCACCGACUGUGCUUGGUGACACUAGCAUUGCGUACAGCACAGAGACAGCUGUUGCUGUAGUAAAUAUCACGUCUUUUUUUUUUUUCUUUUUCUUUUUUUUAGCUAUAAAGGGCCAAAACAGUUCAGGUUAAACCUGAUAGCGGGCAGAAGUUUAGACUAGCAGUGAGCAGGGCACUGUUAACAAAUCUUGGCCAGGUUGUGGCACAGCAGUGUGAAAAAGGCUUGAGAUAGUGUUUGGUAGAGCGUUACAUGGUGAGACUGGCAGCAGAUAAAGUAGAUGAGAGUGCAGCUGGCAUUGGGUAAGGCAGUGGGCAGAACAGUGCGUUGUGACGCUGAUAGUGAGCAUAGCAGUUUAAGGUGAGACUGGCAUCGAGUAGAGCAGUGCAUGGUGACUCUGGCAGUGGGUAGAGCAGUGCAGAGUGAAACAGCAAGUGAAAAGAGCAGUGCGGGUUGAGACAGGCAGUGGGUAGAGCAGUGCAAGGUAAGACUGGCAGUGGGCAGAGCAGUGCAGGGUGAAACUGGCAAUGCACUGAGUGGACAGAGAGAGGCUUCCUGAAGCUGGCACUGUGCAGACCUCCGCAGUAUUACUGAGCUGACAGUAGCCCCCAGACACCUGCUUUCCAUGUAUUUAUGAGUGUCGGGGAGGGAGCUGCUCGUUUGGCCGUACAGGGGAUGUCUGAUAUGGAUUCUGUCCCAAAUGACGCUUACAUGUCCCUGGCGCAGACUUACGGACACACUUUCUAUGGCGCUCUCCGAGGUGCUGAAGCUGCGCGCAAUUACGCGGGACCACCAACACUAGACUUCAACGCAAGCUCUCGGGACAGGUCUGGGGACAGCAGUGACGACCAGACUGGGGACGACGAGGACAGCUUCGACCCCACAAAGGGCAGCCCAUCCUAUGAUACCGAUGGAAAACUUAUCGGGAAGAAACCCAAGGAGCAGCGGUCACUGAGACUGAGUAUCAAUGCCAGAGAGAGGAGGAGAAUGCACGAUCUCAAUGAUGCCCUGGACGGGCUCAGGUCUGUUAUCCCUUACGCUCACAGCCCAUCCGUCAGGAAACUGUCCAAAAUAGCCACCCUGCUCCUUGCCAAGAACUACAUCCUCAUGCAGGCCCAAGCUCUAGAGGAAAUGAGAAAGCUAGUGGCGUAUUUAAACCAAGGACAGACUAUCAACAGCUCUCUUACCAGUUCCCUGGCUCCCUUUGGACAGUCCUCGACCUCUGUGUACCCUUAUCCUGGAACAAAUGUACCCAGCGCCCCUGACAAAUGCUCAGCCUUCUCUGCAGGUACCUCCAGCCUUUGCAAACACUGCACAGACAAACCUUAAUGGUCUCUGUCCUCAUACCCAGCCCUUCCUGUGUACACUCCACUGCAGAACUCUUUUCUCCCAUCAGCUUCUCAGGACUCUGCCUCUCGGUAAUAUUUCACCUACACCAUGCUGUGACGGGGGGCCAUCUAUUGUUCUCAUGAAUGACCUAGCUCCUGUUUGUACUAAGGCAGUACUUUUCUCAAUGAUCAGUGCUGUCUAUCACAUUGUAUACAUCUGCAGAAAAUACAACUUAGAACCGGUCAGAUACUUUAUUACAAAAGAGGAUUACUUCAGUUAGAAAGUUUGUCAUUAUGGUGGAAAUAAAUACAUGAAUUAAACCUACUUUAUCGUUGGAUUAUUAUUU